CAGCGGGCGGUGGCGAUAGAGGUCGAGGGGUGUCAGACGCGCGGAGUAGCUGGUGGGGCCGUGGCGGCAGUCGGGAUAGCAGGGCCGUGGCCAUGGGGGGCUUGAAGGACGAGCUGCUUAAAGCCAUCUGGCACGCCUUCACCGCGCUCGACCUGGACCACAGCGGCAAGGUCUCCAAGUCCCAGCUCAAGGUCCUUUCCCAUAACCUGUGCACGGUGCUGAAGGUUCCACAUGACCCUGUUGCCCUUGAAGAGCACUUCAGGGAUGAUGAUGAGGGGCCUGUCUCCAAUCAGGGCUACAUGCCGUAUUUAAACAAGUUCAUUUUGGAAAAGGUCCAAGACAACUUUGACAAGAUUGAAUUCAAUAGGAUGUGUUGGACCCUCUGUGUCAAAAAAAACCUCACAAAGAGUCCCCUGCUCAUUACAGAAGAAGAUGCAUUUAAAGUAUGGGUUAUCUUCAACUUUUUAUCUGAGGACAAGUAUCCAUUAAUUAUUGUGCCAGAAGAGAUUGAAUACCUGCUUAAGAAACUUACAGAAGCUAUGGGAGGAGGUUGGCAGCAAGAACAAUUUGAACAUUAUAAAAUCAACUUCGAUGACAGUAAGGAUGGCCUUUCCGUGUGGGAACUGAUUGAGCUUAUCGGAAACGGACAGUUUAGCAAAGGCAUGGACCAGCAAACGGUGUCCAUGGCAAUUAAUGAAGUCUUUAAUGAGCUUAUAUUAGAUGUGUUGAAACAGGGUUACAUGAUGAAAAAAGGCCAUAGACGGAAAAACUGGACUGAACGCUGGUUUGUACUAAAACCCAGCAUAAUCUCUUACUAUGUGAGUGAGGAUCUGAAAGAUAAGAAAGGAGACAUUCUCUUGGAUGAGAACUGCUGUGUAGAGUCCUUGCCGGACAAAGAUGGAAAGAAAUGCCUUUUUCUCAUAAAAUGUUUUGAUAAGACCUUUGAAAUCAGUGCUUCAGAUAAGAAGAAGAAACAAGAGUGGAUUCAAGCCAUCCAGUCUACUAUCCAUCUGUUGAAGCUGGGCAGCCCCCCACCACACAAAGAAGCCCGCCAGCGUCGGAAAGAACUCCGAAAGAAGCUGCUGGCUGAGCAGGAGGAGCUGGAGCGACAGAUGAAGGAGCUCCAGGCGGCAAAUGAAAACAAGCAGCAGGAGCUGGAGACCGUGAGGAAGAAACUGGAAGAAGCAGCAUCUCGGGCAGCAGAAGAAGAAAAGAAGCGCCUUCAGACUCAAGUGGAGCUGCAGGCCAGGUUCAGCACAGAGCUGGAGCGGGAGAAGCUUAUCAGGCAGCAGAUGGAAGAACAGGUUGCCCAAAAGUCCUCUGAACUGGAACAGUAUUUGCAGCGGGUCCGGGAGCUGGAAGACAUGUACCUAAAGCUGCAGGAGGCUCUUGAAGACGAGAGACAGGCCCGACAAGAUGAAGAGACUGUGCGGAAGCUUCAGGCCAGGUUGCUGGAGGAAGAGUCUUCCAAGAGGGCUGAACUGGAGAAGUGGCACUUGGAGCAGCAACAGGCAAUUCAGACAACGGAGGCGGAGAAGCAGGAGCUGGAGAACCAGCGUGUCCUUAAGGAGCGGGCCCUCCAGGAAGCCAUGGAGCAGCUGCAGCAGUUGGAGCUGGAGCGGAAGCAAGCGCUUGAGCAGUACGAGGGAGUUAAAAAGAAGCUGGAGAUGGCAACCAGUAAGACCAAGAGCUGGAAGGACAAAGUGGCCCAGCAUGAAGGGUUAAUUCGAUUGAUAGAACCAGGCUCAAAAAACGCUCACCUGAUCACUAACUGGGGCCCCGCAGCGUUCACCCAGGCAGAGCUGGAGGAGAGGGAGAAGAGCUGGAAGGGGAAGAAGGCCACGGAGUGAGCGGAGCCAUGUGGGUUCCGAGCGGAGCUGGAAAGCUUGAUGCUAAAGACAAAAGGACCUGGCUUUGCUGCUUCUAACCCUCCUUCCUCCAGCGCCUCCUGUGGGGUCAGUAUACUAAAGGAGCCUUCUUACUUACCUGCCUGCAAAUAAGGGCUUACCCGAGAAAAAAAAGGUCGACAUCCUCAGGCUUUAUUCGCGCUUUCUUUGAAAGCUUCUGCUUCUAGAAAUUCCUUUUAGCUCUGAGUUUCUCAUCAGAAGGAGGCAGGGCCCAGACGACGCAGUGGUGCCCUCCAUCUGUCGUGUGUGGCGGGGAGCGGGCGCUCAGCUCACCAGUGUCAGAACCUCUGCGGACUGGAGCCAGUUGGCCAGUUGUUUUCCUGGCAGUGAGUUUCCUCCUCUGAGUGCUUGUUUCUAAACUAGACGGGCCAGUCUGCUUGCUGUGGCCUGCGGCUGACGCGGAAUGCCUCUGACCAUUGCUGCUCUGCUGGAGAAGUCACUGCUCCCGCAUGUGGACCUCGUUCUAAGUGGUCACAGUCCAUGUAUUUGGUUGUGCAGGUUUCUGUUUAAUGCAGCCUGACCAACUGGCACCCUGGCUCCAGCGGCACUGUCUCAAGGAGGCAGAAGUCUUCUAAACAACGCAUUGGUUGAGACAGAUACUUAUGAAUCAAAGACAGCACAGAGAUGAACUAAGUAAAUCCCAUUGGAAUGAUAUUUUGAUACUGAAUUCCUCUUCAUAUUUAAAAUGGUUUCAACUGUCAGCGUGCUGACCGACAGACCCCUUGGUUUUACUUUUGUAGUUACUGUACAGAACAUUUCAGGAGUGUGUGAAUGCUUGUCCUAAUCAGGCCUUUUCCUUAAUAAAUACGGAUAUGAUCAUUUCUAGGAAUUAUCAUGAAAAAAGUUUUAAAAUGUAUUUUUGUGACGUGCUAUGUUGAGAGGGAGCAAAAUAUUUAUAAUUUGCAAACAUUCUUACCUAAAUAUUGUACACUGUAAUUUGCUGAACUUUCUUAAUUUUUUGCUAAUUUUCUAAGAUGUAUUAAAAAUAUUUUGUAUGGUUUUUGUUUGUUUUUUAGUAAAAGGAACUAAGUAAGAAAGUAAAGAAUACCAGAAGAGCA
Vicugna pacos (alpaca) is the source of this 2965-nucleotide messenger RNA. RefSeq names its product switching B cell complex subunit SWAP70 (gene SWAP70). The record is from RefSeq and is a predicted model, not a curated record. Gene Ontology annotation, cellular component: cytoplasm; nucleus. NCBI's taxonomy places the organism in Eukaryota, Metazoa, Chordata, Mammalia, Artiodactyla, Camelidae.